AUGAAGUUCCUCAAGAUGAGGAGAAGGUUCCCCACUGUGAUCCCCAACAAGCCCAAGCGUCGUCAGAUUGAAGCAUCUGUAGUUGAGGAUUUUGUGCAUGAUUCGCUUGAACGAACUUUUGAAUCCAUCUGGCAGCAGAAUUCAGAUGUCCUGAAAGAUAGAGUAAUGAAAGAUAAACUUGACAAUGACAAUGAUGUUGAUUCGAAUUGCAGCAGUGAUGAUGAGGACAGGGACAGGGACAGGGAGGGGGAGGGGGAGGGGGAGGGGGAGAGAGGCGAGAAUCCAAUAGGAAAAGAGAUGUUGGUAUAG
Molecule: messenger RNA, 309 nt
Organism: Fraxinus pennsylvanica
Lineage: Eukaryota; Viridiplantae; Streptophyta; Magnoliopsida; Lamiales; Oleaceae
Source: the annotation of a GenBank genome assembly